Molecule: messenger RNA, 415 nt
Organism: Antrostomus carolinensis (chuck-will's-widow)
Lineage: Eukaryota; Metazoa; Chordata; Aves; Caprimulgiformes; Caprimulgidae
Product: nucleolysin TIA-1
Exons: 5
Biological process (GO): nuclear-transcribed mRNA catabolic process, nonsense-mediated decay; regulation of mRNA stability; cytoplasmic stress granule assembly
Cellular component (GO): cytoplasmic stress granule
Molecular function (GO): mRNA binding
Source: RefSeq, a predicted model, not a curated record
GUACGUGGGGAACCUGUCAAGAGAUGUGACCGAAGCUCUCAUCCUCCAGCUGUUCAGCCAGAUCGGACCAUGCAAGAACUGCAAAAUGAUCAUGGAUACAGCUGGAAAUGAUCCCUACUGUUUUGUGGAAUUCUACGAGCACCGGCAUGCGGCUGCGGCGCUGGCUGCCAUGAAUGGCCGGAAGAUAAUGGGUAAGGAGGUCAAAGUGAACUGGGCGACGACUCCCAGCAGCCAGAAGAAAGACACCAGCAAUCAUUUCCACGUCUUUGUCGGAGACCUCAGUCCAGAAAUCACCACCGAGGAUAUAAAAGCAGCGUUUGCACCGUUUGGAAGGAUAUCAGACGCGCGUGUGGUUAAGGACAUGGCGACGGGGAAAUCGAAAGGAUACGGCUUUGUUUCCUUCUUCAAUAAAUGG